Molecule: messenger RNA, 540 nt
Organism: Funneliformis geosporum
Lineage: Eukaryota; Fungi; Glomeromycota; Glomeromycetes; Glomerales; Glomeraceae
Source: the annotation of a GenBank genome assembly
AAAAAUGAUGGGACUAAAUAUGAGCGCGAAAUUUACAACAUUUUAGAAUCAUCACAUGACACAGAUUCAUGGAUGACGAACGUUAGAAUUGGAAAUGGAGAUAAAGGAGUUGAUAUCCUUUCAUAUUACAAAGACAUGUCGUUGAUGGUACAAUGCAAAGAUCAUGCAACGAAAGUGGGCCCUAAAUAUCUGAGAGAAUUGAAUGGAAUAAGGCCCAAUAAUUCCAAUUUGUUGAGAAUAAUGGUUUCGAAAAGCGGUUACACAGCAAACGUAUUGAAAGAAUUGAAAAACAGGAAAAAAUAUAAAAAUAUAAUGUUUACAGAUGGAAAAAAUUUAAUGUCAGAACUUAAGAAUUAUUACAAUAAAUACAAAAAAAAUAUCGAACAAAAAAAUGCGAGAAUGCAUAAGAAAUGCAAAAAGUUAUCUGAAAGUAAUAAAAAACUACAAAAGCAUAACAAAAUUAUUCAGCAAGAGUUAGAUGAAGCUCUUGCUAUUCUGAAUAAACCUAAAAAAGAGAUGGGAACCCAAACCGGUACAUAA